AAAAUAAUUAAACAGUACAUAAAGUAGUUAACUACUGCGAGGCAUUCUAGAGCGUUGGUUGUAUAUGUUUCGGAAAAAACCAGAGGUUUACUAAUCUAUUUUGACAUUACUCCUGAAUUCGGACAGAAAAAUUUCCGGACAAAAUUUAAAAGACUGAAACAUGCAGGUUGGGCGCACAGUGCACUGAACUAAUGUAGAAAUCAAUGGAUUAUUGAUAGGAAAAUCCUUGUCAUAGAGGAGUAAUCUUAACACCAAUUUUGAGCACACUUCAGUUAUAGACCUACAACUUCAAGCAGAUAUGAUGGAGUGUUAGAUUUGGAGAGAGAACAAAGAGGACACAUACUUCAAUAUAUCGUAGGUAGACGAGAUGUUUACGUAUAUCAGUGAUUUCUGACAUGCUCAUACAACAAGUGUGAGUUUAUCUAAAAAAAUAAAGGAGUAAAAAUGAGCAGUACUGGACGUAAAGGAAGGACUGUUAGACCCUUAGGGGCAGUUCGUCAACCCAUGCAGGCACCGUUAGAGAGAGUUGGUCGUAUCCCGGCUUUCAGCUACAAUAAAGCUGUACAUCAUGACUAUGAGCUACAAGGAAAUGCUAUGCAGGUGCCACCUCCAAAAGAGGAGAAAGAAAAAGAAGAGCCCAAAGUUCCUAAAACACCAGUAAAGUCUGGGAAAUCUGAUUCUGGUUCCAGUACUAAAUCACAGACGCCAGAAAAUACAGUAGAUAAAAAGGAACUUUCAGAUGCAAAGCAGAUCAAAUUCACUUACAACUUCAGCCUGAAGCCAUGUUCUAGGUGUAGCUAUCUUAAGGCAAAGAUUAAAGAAUUGAAGCAGAAGAUUGCAAGUUUAGAGAAAGAGAUAGGAGAACUCAAAGAACAAAUUAAACAAAAAGAUCUCACAAUUGAAGAAAUGUCUGCUGAAUAUAAGAAAAUGGAGGAACACUUCAAGAAAUUAUAUGAAAGUGAAGUUGCUGGUCACAAGUCUACACAAAAUUCCCUAGAUGAAGCUAAGAGGCAGAUAUGUGAUUUACAAGAGGAACUAGCCAAGGCCAUACAGGAACAGGAGGCAAAAUUAGCAUUAGCUCAGAAAGAGUUUGACAAGAAGCUGGAAGAGACAGUCGCUGAGAAAGACAAAGAAAUAGCAGAAAGAGAUGCCAAACUAAAUAGAUUAAAACAGCAAAUGGCAGAUUCAUUGAAGGGAAAUUCUUGGGAACGACAACAACAGUUGGAGGAAUUGACAAAGGAAUUAGGGAGAAUACAGGAUGAGGCGGACACACUACGUAUUAAACUGAAACAAUUUAAAUCUAACAAAACUUGUGCAAACUGUCAAGAAAUGACUUCAAAGUUAGAGAAAGCUGUGGUAUCCCUCAAGGAGAAGGAUGCAUCUAUCAAAGACUUAAAUGGACUUUGCUCAAAGUUUGAGACUCAGCUAAAGAAACAAGAUGAACUGUUAAAAAUGUUUGCUGAAAAAAAAGGAUAUAAGGCAACAAAAUGAAAUAAGAAGUCUAGACUGUUACAGUGGAUCUUAUAACUGAAGAGAAAGUACUCUCAUAGAGACAGUGAAAGUAAAAAUUAUUGUGAAUGAAGAUAUUUUAUGCGACAAGAAAAUGUCAGGCAAACGAUUGUGAACAGAAGGCAAAUGGUUCUGAUUCCAUGUAUUAGAUCACAACUUCCAAAGAAUGUUUCAAAAGAAUUCUCCCAAUCAGCUAGAAAAAAAAAAAAAGAUUUAAAAAAAAUAAAAAAAGAGUACAAAUAAGCAUCCAUUUUGCUUCAAAGGCAGUAGAAAACAAAGUAGCGAGUAAGAUAAGGAACAAAAAAUGGCAAAGAUGUUCCCCUUUGUGAAGAAAGCACCAAAUUUUGCAUGAAAUUACUUUAAGGUAUCCCAAAUUCUACAAGAGGAGGAGACACGCUAUAUCUGCCCUGGAACCUCCUUUUAAAUCAAUUUUAAAAAAGGGAGGUAAAAAUGUCUUGAAAAAGUAUUUUCUUUUUUUAAAUUGAACUUUAUCUAUAAAGUAAUGUUUCAUAUGAUCUAAAUAUGGAUAACAUAUUACUAGCAUAGACAAACAACCAUUUGGUAUUGAAAAAUAUACAAAGUUUACUACAAAACACUCUUAUUUCUCAAGAUAAUACUUAAAAGGGAGGUAAACAGAUUUUUUGUAUGUUUAAUUUCAAAACUGCGUGUGAAAAGAUGUUUCUUAUGAAGAAAGCAUGAACGUUUGUAUUUAAGUAUUAUAAAGUAUUCUGGAUCAGAAAUGGACUACAUAAUUAUACGAUCUGUUGGCUUGAAUAGACCAAAACAUGAGGCCCCAAAGGGGAACUACCUUUAAUUUAUUUCAAUGAAAUAUAUCUGUAACAAUUUCAAAAAUGUUAAUUCAUUACCUUAACCAGUUAUAACCCUUGACACAAAAUUUAUUCAGUUACAUUUUAUAUACAUUCAAUAUACAUAACUCAGGAAAAUAUGAGGUCCUUAAAAGGGAAAUUGUUAAAAAAUCACAUUUUAAGGGCAAAUUCAUUUAUUUCAAUCGUUCAAAUAUCAUAUUACUAAACUAAACUUAAGUAAAGAAACAGAAUUCAUGGACAUUAUGUAUAAAAUGUAAAAAAGUAAUAAAUAUGCACAUGUUUAGGUCCACCUACAUAUCUGUAUUUAUUAGGGCAAUAGAUUUAUAUAAAAAAGAGAGGCCCUUCAAUGGAUUAUUUUAGUAUGUGCAUAACAGUAUAAUUAUGACAUAAUCAUGUUUUCAAAUCUAAUGACUCAACCAAAGACCCAUAAAAUAAAGAAACUGAUAAAAACACCCAUUCAAUAGAUAUCUAAGAAUUGUAACAAGUUUCCCAGUACUCCUCUAAUACAUUUGUUUGAUAAAUUUAUAUUUCUUAUACAUGAAUGUGUUACUACACAGAAGUGCACAGAGUAAUGAAAGUCAAGUGUCUUUACCGGUCAAUCCAGAUUCAACAUAAUUAAGCAAUGCAAGAGCCACAGUUAUGGUAUACAGACACUAAAUAAAAAACUAGCGUGGAAAAAACAUGGUAGUCGCAAAAUGGCGUAUUCAAAGAGUCCUCCUUCUUUGCUCUGUCUUUGCUUUUUUCCUUCCUUUUUUACAUUUUUUUUGCUGAAAUCACAUAACUUGUAUGCUUGUGAACUUGCAUAACAGAUCAAUCCAUGACAUAUAGGAAGUAUUUUCGCAAUAAUAUGAUGGCAUGACAGAUUUGUUAUGGAAAUGUAGAUCAUACAAUUUGGGGUAUCAUUUUUAGUUGAUAUUGUAGUUGGUUUAUUUGACUGAAGUACAUGACCUCAAAUUUUCUUUUGAUGUUUUUUUUUUCAGCACUGACAAUAUUCUUUACGAAAAUGUAAAAAUGUAAGCUACGUACAUUUAAAAUGGGUCCUGCUCUGUGCUGAAGCUAUUUGAAAUUGUCAAUUUUAUCUUAGAAUAAAGAAGGCCAGCUAUUAAGUAUGUUCAUACCUUAAUGUCUCUACCUAAACAUGGCUUCAUAUAUAAAUAUUAGAAAUGUGAACAUCAGGUAAUUUACAUGUUUUCGUGCUGUCUAUUUCCUUAAUGAACUAGAAUUUUAUCAGGCACCAUUUACUGUCUUACAACUUGAUACCUUUGUUUAUAACAUGACCAUGUAUUGUUCCAAAAGUUUGAAGUCACAACAUGUGGUGCACUAACCGGUAUGCGACAUGGUACACAUUUGUUUGCCGCAGAUGCAUAAAAACAAAACCACAAAGGGAUUAUGUUACGAGCAACCAACACUGAUACACACUAUUAUUUCCUAUAGUAAAAAAAAAUGCUAGUUGUUAGCUGUAGCUUCAUUUGGCCGUUCCAAGCAGUUCUGGUACAUGUACAUGCUGGCUAAUUCCGAAGUAAACAGUCUUUUUGCAUAAAAACAAGGACAAAAGUCUAACAGGAAAAGACACAUCAAAGAACGUAGACGUGAAGCUAACAUUCUUUAUAAUGCAUUAUCUGGUUGUGAUACUGUCUCAAUACGUUUGCAAGGCAAAGGAUAUCUUUACUUAUGGUUAGGCCGUGUUAAAAGAUUCAAGAAGCGCACAUAACAACUGGAAGGAUAGGUUGUUCUAUCAUGCAAAGAAAUAUAAAAAUGAAGCCAGAUUAUAUAUAUUUUCUUAAGCAAUUAGACGUAUUGAAAGCAACCCCCUGAGAGAUGUAUGUAGCAAAAAACAUUGUAUCAAGCAGGUUGUAGAGAGGAAUUUAUAGCAUACAUUGACAUUGCUAAUCCUGUCAACUGGAAAUGGUCAAGAGAACUGGUACUUGGCUUUAAUUAUGUAAUACACUUCAUAAUUAGCAGCUACAAGUUGGAGGAAACUCAUCAAUGUAACUACAAGAAUACAUACAAAGUCAGAUAUAAAUGUAUCAAGCCAAUCCUGUGUACUCAGACAUUUUGAAGACAUGUGUGCUAGAGAGUGAAAUACUGGCAAAUCUAUUACAGUUUUAGGUAAAUAUUGAAAGGAUUGUUAGGCCUAAAAUAAGAGUUGUUUGUUUAGGGUAUCUUGAUUGUAACUUUUCUUUCAACUUUUGUAAGUUCACGAAAAAAUGCUUGGGACAUUAUCCUAAACAAGUAGUUAUUAUAGGACUUAUAAUUGUGCUACUGAGAGGUUUUCCUGACACAGUAUUGGACAAAGAGCACAUAUCAGCUAUGAUUAUAACUAGGACGGCCUGUAAUAGCCAUUUUACUCGUGCCGAAUGAGCUCCAUCGGCUAUACCGGAAUGCAGAGUAUACUCAACUCUGACCCAUAAGUACAAUGUUCUGAAUGAUCAUUUCUUUAUCAGAUACAUGAUAUCAUUAUAUAGGCCGAUUUGGAACCUAAGACAGAAAAUACACUAUUUCGUUAUUUGUCAAGAGGCUUAAUUAAUAUGCGUGAUAACUGUAGCUCAGUAUAUUUUAAGAAGACAAGUUGUUUAUAAACUAAUCGAUUAAUCUUUACCUUAAAAAAUAUGCAUCUAACGGCUUUCUUUAAUUCUGUAUCAUAUUUUCAUCUUAAACACUUUUUAUAUGUAACUAUUUGCGUUCUUGGGAUGGCUGCAGUAAAUCACUGCACUGUAGAAAUGUUUAUAGUUAUAAGCUCUGUGGAGGGGUUCAGUGAGAGUGACAGUCUAGUGGCAAAGGUGUUGUCAGAUCAAUAGGAAGGUAGUUGGUUCAAACCGUACCAAGGUUAAUCUAUUAUACAAUACCAGUGCUAUUUUCAAGAAAGCAGAAUUUAGACUGAUUUUAAAACUUGAAAUCUUAAUCUAAUUCAAAAUAAAUUAGUAUCAUUGAAUAUAGUGUAAAUUAGCAAUAAUAAAUACAACAAUACAUUUAGUUCACAUUCCAGUUUCCUUUGUUGUAAAGAAAGCAUUAGGAUGAUCGUAUGCUUUAGCCUGAAGUCUUUGUCUUGAAAAACAUAUACAUUUUGUAUUAAAUUAUGUUUUGUAUAAUACGUUUUACAUGAAUUUAAAUUAGAUAUUGAAUUAAAAAAACACAAAUAACCCCUUCUUUAGCUGCUCUUUUGACUGCUAAUAAGGAAAUCGAACUAACGGUACCCCAUGUACAGUAUAAGUACUGUAAAAUCGAUUAUAUGAAUUACAUUAUGUACAUAUAUGUGAACUUGUUUUAUAAAAUACCCUUAAUGAACCUCAGAAUGUAAGGAAUGUUUAAAUAAUAUUUUGAUAUAAUUUAAUACUAAAAUUAGUUUUGUUUACCUAAGUGAUAUAAUAUUCACACUUAAAAAUAAAGUCAUCCUGAAAAUGAAAUUUUUAAACAAUUCUUCUUUAGGUUAUAAAUUAAACUUUUGGACAUUGCUUUCAAAAUAUAUGAUUUAAAUAAAUAAAAUCUAGGUCCCUUUUUGGGGCCUCAUUUUAAGCUUAUUGAGGUUAGCAAACUGCGUGUCUCCUCCUUUUUUUGGAUUCAGCAUACUUCAAAAUAGUUACAUACAAAGUUUGGUGCUUUCUUCACAAAAGGAAACAUCUUUUUCCUAUAACCUACUCACUAAAGUGAUGAAAACUGUUUUUUUUUUUUUUUUUUUUUAAUAUACACACUGAAGGAUCAGGGAACAUUUGAGGUCAGCAAUGAUUGCAAGUUCUUGCUGUCAGUGUGUCAGCCAACUUCAAACGUAGCAUUAAUAUAUGAAAAAAUGAUCUUCUGGUUAUUGUUUCCAAAAAAUUGGAUAUGAGAAAUGUAAGCAUUUUAGCUGUUCAAGCUUAUGGUGAGCUAUUUUGAUCAAGCUGUGUUCCUCGUCUGUCAUGUGUGUGUCUCUCCAUCUGUCGUCAACAAUUUCUUUAAAUGACAUCUCUUCCAAAACCACUGAAUCGAUUUUUGAUGGAACUUGGCAUUGAUGUUCCUUUAGUGGUCCUCUUUCGAAGUUCUUCAAACGGUUCAGCUUGGUUGCACGUAGAGGCCACCAGAGCUAAGAAUAGAAAAUAUCUUCAAGCGACAUCUCCUCUUAAACUGCUGGUCCGAUUUUCAAAUGAUUUCACACCAAUGGUCCAUAUGUAACCAUCUUCAAAUUGUCCAGAUUCUUUAAAAAAAAAUGUGGUCACCAUUGGGCCCUAUAUGUAUAUAGUUGAAACUUAAAAAAAUUCUUGUAUGAAACUGCUUGUCCGAUUUUCAAAUUGUCCUUGUGUGACCCUCUAGCAAGAUUGUUCAAAUGAUUAUGAUUCUUCAAAAAACAUGGUGACCAGAGGUUGUGGUCAUUUUCCCUAUAUGUAUAUCGUGCAAACUUUAAAAAUCUUCUUGUUUGAAACUGCAGGUCUGAUUUUAAAAUAGUUUCACACAAAUGGUCCUUUUUUGACCCUCUACCAAAGUUGUUCAAAUUGUUCUGAUUCGGCAAAAAUCAUGGCCACCAGAGGUCACGGUCACUUUUCUCUAUAUAUAUACAUUGGAAACUUUGUCUUCUUGUCAGAAACAAGAGGCUUAAUUUUAAAAUAACUUUACACAAAUGUUCCUUUGGUGACCCUUUAUGAAGAUUGUUCAAGUUAUUCUGAUUGAUAAAAAACAUGGCCACCAGUGGGCAUGGUCACUUUUACCUAUAUGCAUAUAGAGGAACCUUAAAAAAUCUCAUGGUCAGAAGCUGCUAGCUGUUGAUGAAGAUUGCACAAAUAUACUACUUGAAAAUAAUUUCAUAUACAUUUUCCUUGCAUACAUGUAAUUAUCUUCCAAAACUGCUCCAGCAAGCAGUGUAACUUACGUAAGCGGUCUUGUUUGUGUUAGAAUACAAAAUGUAUUUAUAUAUUUCAUGUAAUUACAUUUUUCCCAUUAAUGAAAAUACACUUAUGGUUACACAGACAAAUGAAAUAAUUACAAACAUUAACAUUAUCAUAACACAGGGUGGUUCAUUUAUUAUAGCAGAGUUUAUUGUUUUCAGGGAAGGAUGAAUUGAAUUGUUUUUUUUUUAUUUAUUUCAUAGUUGUUAUGAUAACAAAUACAUUUGCUUAUGAAAUCCUUGUUCAGUAUAUAUUAAAUUAUUACAAAUAUGA
Messenger RNA from Mercenaria mercenaria, 7462 nucleotides. RefSeq lists its product as uncharacterized. Lineage: Eukaryota; Metazoa; Mollusca; Bivalvia; Venerida; Veneridae. The transcript is spliced from 11 exons. The record is from RefSeq and is a predicted model, not a curated record. Bases 445 to 1491 code for a protein of 348 amino acids.